Oryza brachyantha (malo sina) is the source of this 2131-nucleotide messenger RNA. Its product is annotated as aluminum-activated malate transporter 10. The transcript has 3 exons. Gene Ontology annotation, cellular component: plant-type vacuole membrane. Bases 246 to 1712 code for a protein of 488 amino acids. The record is from RefSeq and is a predicted model, not a curated record. Gene Ontology annotation, biological process: malate transport. NCBI's taxonomy places the organism in Eukaryota, Viridiplantae, Streptophyta, Magnoliopsida, Poales, Poaceae.
UAGUAGUUCAUUUGGCCAGAAGCCUGCCUUUGUCACGUUGCUCUCUUCGGAAACUAUAUAGCUUUGGUUCUUUGGUUCAUUCUCUUCUUCCUAGGAUAUAUAUCUAUAUGCCCAGAAAAUAAUUGCCACAGAAGCGAAGCAACGAGCACAGGUCAACUUAGUACAGGCGAGGCAGAUUUGGACAGAGAGUAGCUUACAAUAGGGACCCAUCUAGUGUUGGCAGAAACGCUCGUGCACCGGCCAGCAUGGACGCCGCCGCGAGGGAACAGCAGGGCGGUGUGGAAUGGCGGGUGACGGUGCCGGAGGGCGCGUCGGUGGCGGUGGAGCACGAGGCCGGCGCCGCUGGGAGGGCGUGGGCGUGGGUGGUGGCCUGCGCGGUCGCGCUCAGGGCGGCGGUGGCCGGGUUCGCCGGGAAGGUGUGGAAGAUCGGCGCCGACGAUCCCCGGAGGGCGGUGCACGGGCUCAAGGUCGGCCUAGCGCUCACCCUCGUCUCCGUCGUCUACUACGCCAGGCCCGUGUACGACGGCGUCGGCGGCAAUGCCAUGUGGGCCGUCAUGACGGUCGUCGUGGUCUUCGAGUACACCGUCGGUGGAUGCAUGUACAAGGGAUUCAACAGAGCGGUGGCGACGGCGAGCGCCGGCCUGCUCGCGCUCGGCGUGAACUGGGUGGCGGACAAAUCCGGCGACAAGCUCGAGCCGUUCAUCCUGAGCGGCUCCCUGUUUCUGCUGGCUGCGGCGGCCACCUUCUCGCGGUUCAUACCGACGGUGAAGGCGCGGUUCGACUACGGCGUGACUAUCUUCAUCCUGACGUUCAGCCUCGUCGCCGUGUCGGGGUACCGCGUCGACCAGCUGCUGGACCUGGCGCAGCAGAGGAUGUCCACCAUCGGCAUCGGCAUCGUCAUCUGCCUCGCCAUCUGCGUGGUCAUCUGGCCGGUGUGGGCCGGCCAGGAGCUGCACCUCCUCACGGUGCGCAACAUGGAGAAGCUCGCCGGCGCCGUGGAGGGCUGCGUGGAGGACUACUUCGCGGCGGCGAAGCCCUCGUCGCAGGCCGCGGGGGGCAGGUCGGAGGGGUACAAGUGCGUGCUCAACUCCAAGGCGUCGGAGGACUCGCAGGCCAACCUCGCGCGGUGGGAGCCCCCGCACGGGCGGUUCGGCUUCCGCCACCCCUACGCCCAGUACGCCAAGGUGGGCGCCGCCAUGCGCCACUGCGCCUACUGCGUCGAGGCGCUCAGCAGCUGCGCCCGCGCCGAGGUCCAGGCGCCCGAGCACGCCAAGCGGAUGCUCGGCGACGUGUGCACGCGGCUGGCGGCGCAGUGCGCGCGGGUGCUCAGGGAGGCCUCCAGCUCCGUCGCCGCGAUGACCGACCCCAAGACGCUGGACUUCGCCGUGGCGGACAUGAACACGGCCGUGCACGAGCUGCAGGUCGACCUGCGCGCCCUCCCGCCCGUCCUGGCCCUGGGGCCGGCCGAGAUGUCGCUGAUGGACGCGAUGCCGCUUUUCACCGUGGCGUCCCUGCUGAUAGAGAUAUCCGCGAGGGUCGAGGGCGUCGUCGACGCCGUCGAGACGCUGGCCACCCUCGCCAACUUCAGGCAGGUGGAGGAUGAUGACGACAAGAAGGGACAGACCGAGAUGAAGGUGCACCCAUUGAACGUGCCGGAUGACGACGCAUCGACGAAAGAAAGCCAAACAACGAAGCACCCUGAACAGGUUUAAAACGUUAAACAUCAAUCAACAAAACCGCUCAUAAUUUAACCAGUGGGGAUGAGUCAGAUCACCGGAAGAACACACGAAGAAGAAAGACGUCAUGAUCGAAUCUAAACUGGUGGAACCACUGGGUCAUAAUCAGCUAUAUUCUCGUAAUUAACAGUACGAUAGCUAUGACCUCGAUGAUUAAUUAGUUAUCGAUUUUCCUUGGAGAGAAGCUUCACAGCUUCGUACCCACGGCUUACAGAACGAAUAAAACCGGCUUACCGUAUACCGUCACAAAAAUCCAGCAUGUAUCGUCGCAUUCGUGAUGCACCUUUGUACAUAUAUUAACAGAACAUUAUUUGAUAUUUUUACAGGAACAUUGCAAAGCAAAGCAAAUCGACUCUGAAUCUCUGAUGCCACCGCUCCUUAAAUGUCAUUGACAC